AUGGCGUUAGUUGUUUCUAUUGUUGAGCCACCCCUGUUUCUUUGUUUUCCAGGAUCAUCUUCCAAGCUAAAUGUUGGGCUGCGUGAAAUUGUCAUAGGUAUUGCAGCUGCUGUGCUUACGAUUAUAGUAGUCUGUAUCAUAAUAUGCUGCCUUAGAAGAGAACAAUUGAGUAAGGCAUUGAUCUUUUGGAGGGCAGCAAGGAAAAACGAUGAAAAUGUCAAGGCAUUUAUAUUGAAUUAUGGUUCAUUUGCUCCCAAGCAUUAUAGUUAUUUAGAGAUCAAGAAGAUGACCAACUCAUUCAUAAACAAACUAGGGCAAGGAGGAUAUAGCAGUGUAUACAAAGGAAAGCUACCAGAUGGUAAGCUCGUGGCAGUAAAAGUUCUAAGUGAAUCCAAAGGCAAUGGAGAAGAUUUUAUUAAUGAAGUUAUUAGCAUUUGUAGGACUUCUCAUGUUAAUGUAGUCACUCUUUUAGGUUUCAGUUGUGAAAAGAACAAGCGAGCUCUAAUAUAUGAAUUUAUGCCCAAUGGAUCUCUAGACAAGUUCAUAUACCAUCGAGAUUCUUCAGCAACAAAUUGUCGUUUGGAAUGGAAAACAUUGUAUAAAAUCGCAGUUGACAUUGCUCGAGGACUAGAAUAUUUACAUCGAGGUUGUAGCACAAGGAUUCUGCAUUUCGACAUAAAACCUCAGAAUAUUCUUUUAGAUGAAGAUUUCAACCCAAAAAUCUCUGAUUUUGGCCUUGCUAAACUUUGCCAAAGAAAAGACAGCAUUGUAUCAAUGCUUGGCAUGAGAGGAACAGCAGGGUAUAUUGCCCCAGAAGUAUUUAGCCGGAACUUUGGAGAGGUCUCUCAUAAAUCUGAUGUUUAUAGCUAUGGAAUGCUUGUUCUUGAAAUGGUUGGAGGAAGAAAGAAUUUUGAUAAUGGAGUGUCCAACAGUAGCAAAAAAUAUUUUCCAGAUUGGAUUUAUAAGGAUCUUGAACUAGGUAUGGGUGGAAGAACAUAUGGGGUCAUGACAGUGGAGGAAAAAGAGACAACAAGGAAGAUGAUACUGGUGAGUUUAUGGUGCAUUCAGACAAAUCCAUCCGAUCGACCAUCCAUGAAUAAGGUGGUAGAGAUGUUAGAAGGAACCCUUCAUUCCUUACAAAUUCCUCCAAAGCCUUUCUUGUGUUCCCCUAAAGGGUCACCAAUAGAUUCUUCCACAACUUCGUAA
Quercus robur (English oak) is the source of this 1206-nucleotide messenger RNA. Its product is annotated as PR5-like receptor kinase. Bases 1 to 1206 code for a protein of 401 amino acids. Gene Ontology annotation, biological process: protein phosphorylation. Lineage: Eukaryota; Viridiplantae; Streptophyta; Magnoliopsida; Fagales; Fagaceae. Gene Ontology annotation, molecular function: ATP binding; protein kinase activity. The transcript has 3 exons. The record is from RefSeq and is a predicted model, not a curated record.